ACACCUGGACCUGGCACGUCAUUUCGACGACCCAAACAAAAUACAACCUCUGCACAGUGCACGCACAAUUUUUUGGGUUUUCUAUUUUUACAUUGUCUUAAAAUAUAAUUUUUUAACAAUAAUAAAAAACAUUUCCAACUUGAAUAAUAUCUAGCAUUUUUCGAAAACUAUGCAUUCCGUUGUUUUAUUCUCGUGGUGACGACUGACGGUGACUGGUAUAGGCGGUUGGGUUCCUAUUAUUGUUCUUUGAUCGAGGUUAUUGGCGCGGGACGAGAUUUAGAAUUAUAGCUACUCUCGGACAUCUCUUGCAAUUUGUUCAGAGUACUCUCGCAUGGACGGGGUGAAUAAUUAUUAUGCACUUUAUUAUUAGCAUAAACAAUAGGCAAUAAUUCUGUUUAGUUCUCUCUUCCUAUCGCAGGCAGUUCUAGAACGUGCUGUGAAAAAGAGAAUUAUUGUUGAAAACAAUGCCCGAGAGGCGACUUUUCAAUGUUAUUUUAUCGAAAGAACAACAUACAUUUGUACAUUUUGAGUUUUUUGAACGCAGUGCUUAUGAUCUUGUAUCUCUGCAGAAUAAAAAGCUAAAAGUUGAAAAAACUGAAUGAAGUGCUGCAGCCAGCAAAGGGACACUCGUCAUAGGCACACGAACGCCUUUGGCACAUUAGUUGUGAUCAUCCAUAUCUUGAGUUUAAAUCAAAUGCACCAGGCGCGAAAACGAACAACGAACAGAUGACAAACAAGCGAACCGUUUUCAUAGUCGUAGCACUGGUCACUCUUGUUGUGAUAGUUGCUGGUGCUAACUUCUACUUCAUGUACUACUUGAAUGCAGAAGAGGGAAAGCUUAGUAGUAUGAGGGCACUGGAAAAUAUGAUUCGCAGCAAGAUGCGACACCUCAAACCUGUCUAUUUGAAUCGUAAUCCAAGGUUCUUUAUGUAUCGGAAUAAGUUGCUGAGGAACUACAAGCCAGUUCCGUACGAGAAUGCAAGUAUACUCUGGGAUAUUGCCAAUUGGUGGCCCCAAGAAAACGAAGUCUAUCCAAUGUAUGACUCGUCAAUGGGACAGUUGUUGCAGUCACUUCGUCUCGAGCCAAUUACAAAAGCACAGAAUCUACCUAGAGGCACACAAUUAAAAAUACUUCUCAAAUUGGCAAAUCAACAGAAAAUCAUAUUCAAGCCACAAUGGUACGAUAGGGAUGUUGUCAUUGAUGGGCCUGUGUAUGGUGGCAAGGAUCGGCACACUGCCGAGGUGUAUGCCUUUUAUUUGGGAGCAGUACUCAACUUCCGAUGGACACCUAUUGCAGUGGGGCGAAAAAUAAAUUUGAAAGAAAUGUACGAAAAAGCUGACUCGGAACUCAGACAUACCAUGACUAUCACAGAAGGCGAAAACUCAACGGAAUAUUGUGUAUUUGGUAAAUGUCACUAUUGCAACGAAGAUGAAACUGUGUGUGGCGACGAAAACAACAUUAUCGAAGGUGUUCUCUUAUAUCUUAUUCCUGGAUCCUUGGCUAAAAAACGUUCACCAUGGCAACGAACUUAUAAAGACGGUGUCAGAGCCCCAUGGGAAGAUGAUAUGAAUUAUUGCAAAUCACUCAAAAAUAAACUGGAAACAACAAGACUAUUAGACCUAAUCGAUGUGGCCAUAUUCGAUUAUUUGAUACAAAAUGGAGAUAGACAUCAUUAUGAGACUCGUGAGGAUCGUAUUGUUCUUAUCGACAAUGGAAAAGCAUUUGGAAAUCCCAAUAAAGAUUUUCUCGAUAUAUUAGCUCCACUGUACCAAUGUUGCAUGUUACGGAAAACAACAUGGGAUAGGUUACAAGUUUUCUCUGGAGGUGUAUUAACAGAUCUCAUUGAUCGUCUAAGUAAACCAGAUCCACUUCAUCCGCUAAUCACGGAUAAACACAAACGGGGCGUGGAACGGCGUUUACUGGUGGUGUAUGCUGUUGUUGAAUACUGUAUGGAUAUUUACGACGAUAAGAUGUUUAAGACGUAAAUUAAGUCAAAGUAUGUAGGUCAUCCGAAAAUGUUAUGGUAUUAAAUUACAUUUUAAACGAA
This is a messenger RNA of Eupeodes corollae, 2048 nucleotides long. Its product is annotated as glycosaminoglycan xylosylkinase homolog. Gene Ontology annotation, biological process: protein phosphorylation. The transcript has 5 exons. The record is from RefSeq and is a predicted model, not a curated record. Gene Ontology annotation, molecular function: phosphotransferase activity, alcohol group as acceptor. Gene Ontology annotation, cellular component: Golgi apparatus. NCBI's taxonomy places the organism in Eukaryota, Metazoa, Arthropoda, Insecta, Diptera, Syrphidae. Bases 727 to 1986 code for a protein of 419 amino acids.